AUGUUGAAUAGAAAUUUGUGGAAUUUAAUUAAUUUUAAAUGGUGGGAAUUAGAGACAGGCAGUAAGUCAUGUUAGAAAAAAUUCUAUUUUAAUUCAAUUGAUGACAAAGGUGCAUUAGGCUUAGGUUCUGGUUUGGCAUAGUGCAUUAAUCUCUAAAAUUUGACAUUUAACCUUGGUUUCAAUUAAAUUGGUUCAAUGGGUGGUUCAGGCUUAGGUUCUGGUUUAGCAAAUUACAUUAAUCUCUCAAAUUUGACAAUUGACCUUCGUUUCAAUUAAAUUGGUGACGAAGGUACAUCAGGCUUAGGUUAUGGUUUAGCAAAUUGUAUUAAUCUCUCAAAUUUGACAAUUGACCUUCGUGGCAAUUAAAUUGGCGACGAAGGUGCAUUUGAUUCAUAUGGUAUACAUCAUUAUAAUGAUUGGACAAGAUAAAAUGGUUUUAUAGGUUUUAUUAGUUGUAUUCCUUCAAUAAUUGGUAAUAAAGAUUAUGUUAUAGAAAUAUGA
This is a messenger RNA of Tetrahymena thermophila SB210, 501 nucleotides long. RefSeq lists its product as hypothetical. The transcript has 7 exons. Lineage: Eukaryota; Ciliophora; Oligohymenophorea; Hymenostomatida; Tetrahymenidae. The record is from RefSeq and is a predicted model, not a curated record. Gene Ontology annotation, molecular function: protein binding.